This is a messenger RNA of Rhodotorula toruloides NP11, 1638 nucleotides long. Its product is annotated as cell cycle regulatory protein. Lineage: Eukaryota; Fungi; Basidiomycota; Microbotryomycetes; Sporidiobolales; Sporidiobolaceae. Gene Ontology annotation, cellular component: anaphase-promoting complex. The transcript is spliced from 10 exons. Gene Ontology annotation, biological process: positive regulation of ubiquitin protein ligase activity; positive regulation of anaphase-promoting complex-dependent catabolic process; anaphase-promoting complex-dependent catabolic process. Gene Ontology annotation, molecular function: protein binding; ubiquitin ligase activator activity; anaphase-promoting complex binding. The record is from RefSeq and is a predicted model, not a curated record. The coding region runs from base 1 to 1638 and encodes 545 amino acids.
AUGCAGUCGGACUUUGCGCGGCGGGUGGGGGGCGGGAUGGCUACGCAGGGCGGAGCAGAGGGGUCAGGGUCGGGCACUGUGAGCCCCGUCGGCAGUCCCAGAAAGCCACGACCUCGCGAGUCGAGCUUCGGGUCGGGUGGGGCGUACGCAGGGAGCGGAGGGUCGCCCAGCAAGAAGCGCAUCUACGGCGACCGGUUCAUCCCGAAUCGAGACGGCCUCGACCUCGCGACCUCUUUCUCGCUUCUGCCCAGCUCUGCGUCCUCGUCUGGGUCUGGUACCCCGACGUCACCGAGCAAGAGCAAGCGGAAGGUGGCAGGUGCGGACGGAGACGCUCAGACGGAAGAAGCGAACCGGACGUUCGACUCUCUCCUUCGCACUGAGCUCUUCGGCCCAGCUUCCCUCGACCCGACCACUUUGCUUCGCUCCCCCUCUUCCGUCCGCACAACCCAGUACACCGCCGCGACUUCACCGAACAACUCGCCCUCCUCCUCGAAACCCAUCUUCAGCUUUUCGUCACCUACGAGGAAGCGCGUGGCGCGAGACGCGGCGGACCGUGGGCUGGACAGCCCAACGCACGAGCGGUACAGCGUCAGUCCCGUCAGGCAGGAGAGUCAGAGGUUGCUGCUCAGUCCGAGGAAACCGAUACGGCAGGUCAGCAAGGUGCCAUUCAAGGUUCUCGAUGCUCCCGAGCUCGCCGACGACUACUACCUGAACCUCGUCGAUUGGUCCUCGACGAACGUGCUCGGCGUCGGUCUCGGCUCGGCGGUCUACACCUGGAGUGCGCAGACGAGCGAAGUCAAAAAGCUGUGCGACCUGAGCGAGUUCGACCCGCCAGACUCCGUCACCAGUCUGAAUUGGGUUCAACGAGGCAACCAAGUCGCAGUCGGGACCAAGAGCGGCAUGAUCCAGAUCUGGGAUGCGAACGUGGGACGGUGCAUACGAAAGAUGUCGGGACAUUCGGCACGAGUCGGCGCCCUCGCCUGGAACGACCACAUCCUCACAUCCGGCUCGCAUGACCGCCUCAUCCUGCAUCGCGAUGUGCGCAUCAAGGAUCACUGGACCCAUAAGCUCGCGGUGCAUCGGCAAGAAGUCUGCGGCUUGAAGUGGAGCGACGAGGGCCAGCUUGCGAGCGGAGGCAACGACAACAAGCUCUUUGUCUUUGACAAGAUGUCCGAGACACCGCUUCAUCGCUUUACCGAACAUGUCGCGGCGGUCAAGGCGAUCGCGUGGAACCCUCAUCAGCACGGUGUCCUCGCGAGCGGUGGCGGUACGGCCGACCAGAAGCUGCGCUUCUGGAACACGAUGACGGGGAACUUACUGCAGGAGGUCGACACGGGCAGUCAGGUCUGCAACAUGCUCUUCAGCAAGACGUCGAACGAGCUCGUCACGACCCACGGCUUCUCGGCCGGACAGGCUCAGAACCAGGUCGUCAUCUGGCGGUACCCGUCGAUGCAGCAAGUCGCGCAGCUGAAUGGCCACACCUUCCGGGUCCUCUACCUCGCUUCUUCGCCCGACGGCCAGACCAUCGUCACGGGCGCCGGCGACGAAACGCUCCGGUUCUGGAAUGCUUUUCCGAAGAGCAAAGUCGAGCGCAAGGUCGACACGAACGUCCUCAGCCCGUUCGGCAGGAUUCGGUGA